AUGUCUCAAAACCAUUUAGAAGCGAGUGAGUUGGUGAAUGGGUAUCAUAAAGACAAGGGGAAGAAGAAGGUUACCCUAAAAGUGGACAUUGCAAAAGUUUUCGAUACGCUCUCAUGGGACUUCCUUCUCACUUGCUUGGAUGGCUUAGAUCUCCCUCCCCUCUUUGUUGGCUGGCUAAGGGCUUGUGUAUGUACAACAAACUACACUUUAGGAUACAAUGGGACUGUCAAUGCGUAUUUCAAAGGAAGAAGAGGACUAAGGCAGGGAGACUCAUUAUCUUCUUACCUCUUUGUAAUUGCUAUGAACUGUCUCUCUUUAAUGCUCAACAAAAUGGCAACGGAUGGGUAUAUGGAGUAUCAUCAUAACUGUAGAAAGAUCAAACUUACCCAUCUCUCCUUCGCUGAUGAUCUCCUCAUUUUCAUUGAAGGCUCCAUUGAAUAUGUCCAAGCGGUACUACAAACCCUCCAUGAAUUCGAGCUCAGAUCCGGCCUAGCAGUUAGUUAUCAAAAAACAAGUUUCUUUGCAUCAGGCCUAUCGGAAGCAGAAAUAUCAGCUAUUCAAGUCUCAACUGGAAUGAAAUGUGGUACUCUACCUAUGAAGUAUAUUGGUGUGCCGCUUUGUGCUAAGAAGCUUACUCUCGCCAAUUGCGAGCCCCUGAUCCAGCAAGUAAAAGCGUGCUUCUCCUCUUGGUCGGCCAAAGCCUUGUCCUUUGCUGGGAGAUUGCUCUUGAUCAAAACUGUGGGAAAAAUUGAGGGGCAUCACUCCGCAAGAGUAGCUUGGGACAGAGUCACGUUAAUUAAGGAGCAGGGUGGGUUGGGAGUUAAAGACUUACUUGUUUGGAACCGAGCUUGCUCCCUGAAGUUGGUGUGGCUGCUCUUCUUUCGCCCUUCUUCGGUAUGGUUUUCCUAUUUCAAAGAGAUCAUUUUAAAAGGAAAUAUUAGCAACUUCUGGACAAUCAAAACCAGUUCAUCAUAUUCAUGGUUGGUGAAUAAGCUUAUCAAGACUAGAAACAUCUGUUAUCCUCUGAUUAAACAUCGGCUAGGUAACGGUUUCUCAACGAGCUUCUGGUUUGACAACUGGUCCCCGUAUGGUUGCCUUAACGUGUACCUCAAUGGUGAUGUCUCGCGAUUGGGAAUUCGGAAAACUGCUACUCUGGCCUCUCUAUACUCUGAUGGAAAUUGGUCACUGCCUCCUGCCAGAACAGAAGAGCUUUUGGAAGUUCAGAUUCAUCUCACAACUGUCACCCUAUCACAAGAAGAAGAUUCAUAUGAGUGGGUAAUUAAUGGAAAAUCAAGGGACAAGUUCUCCACUGGAUCGGUCUACGCUUACCUCAAGGGUGAUGUAGCUACUGUGGCCUAG
Molecule: messenger RNA, 1359 nt
Organism: Brassica oleracea var. oleracea
Lineage: Eukaryota; Viridiplantae; Streptophyta; Magnoliopsida; Brassicales; Brassicaceae
Exons: 3
Coding region: 1-1359 (452 amino acids)
Source: RefSeq, a predicted model, not a curated record